UAGCAUCUUUGGUUGUAUGGUCCAUCAUUCAUAAGUCGUAAUGUUUAAUUGGUAGUACGUGCGAUUUGAUUAGAGGGUGAUAUCAGGUGUUUACUGCGUGUUUGUACUGGUUCAACAGCACGCGUACUUACUCCCCACUGCUAAUGUGACUGAAAUAUGAGUGUUUGGAUAAAAUGAUUGAGCCUUCCGAAUUACAUGUUGCCCCUGGCACCGCUACGCUUAUUGAAGAACUUGACAAAAAGCUGAUGGUGCUCCUGCGAGAUGGAAGGACCUUGAUUGGAUACCUGCGCUGUGUCGACCAGUUUGCGAAUCUCGUCCUGCAUCACACUAUUGAGAGGAUACAUGUUGGCAAGGACUAUGGUGAUAUUCAACGUGGUGUUAUCAUUGUUCGUGGUGAAAAUGUAAUCCUGCUUGGAGAAAUAGACCCAGCUAAAGAAAAUGACCUGCCACUGAAUAAAGUAUCUGUAGAUGACAUCCUUGACUCACAGCGUCGUGAACAAGAGGCACGUCAGGAGCGAGAGAGGCUGCUGGCAAAAGCACUGAAAGAGCGUGGCUUGCAGUAUAUUCCAGACCUCAGCCAUGAUGACAUGUUCUGAGGCCCAGCUGGGGAAGCAUCAGUGAAUGAGCUGGUUUAACAUUGAAAAUGUACACAUUUUGUACAGUAAGAAAAACCGAAGCAUUUAUGACUGCUGAAGACAUGGACAGAAAUGGAUGGAUGAACUUUGUCCAGGUCAUUAACUGGAAAUAAAUAGUUCCACAAUUUUCUUUGUCCAGAGCUGAUUAUUUUUGUGCAAGUAAUUUUUUUCUUUUUAAGGUUUCUACAUAGUUAUGUUAAGAAUGACCUUAUUUUCUUUCAUUCAUUUGAUACUGUGAUAAAGAGAAUGCAAGCUGUGCAAAAUUAAGAAAAUUUUUGUAAAAUAAACAUGAUGAGUCUCAUA
Messenger RNA from Schistocerca piceifrons (Central American locust), 938 nucleotides. RefSeq names its product U6 snRNA-associated Sm-like protein LSm1 (gene LSm1). The transcript has 3 exons. Gene Ontology annotation, molecular function: RNA cap binding. The record is from RefSeq and is a predicted model, not a curated record. The coding region runs from base 174 to 596 and encodes 140 amino acids. Lineage: Eukaryota; Metazoa; Arthropoda; Insecta; Orthoptera; Acrididae. Gene Ontology annotation, biological process: deadenylation-dependent decapping of nuclear-transcribed mRNA. Gene Ontology annotation, cellular component: P-body; Lsm1-7-Pat1 complex.